Molecule: messenger RNA, 1527 nt
Organism: Talaromyces rugulosus
Lineage: Eukaryota; Fungi; Ascomycota; Eurotiomycetes; Eurotiales; Trichocomaceae
Exons: 7
Coding region: 1-1527 (508 amino acids)
Biological process (GO): allantoate transport; dipeptide transport; transmembrane transport
Cellular component (GO): plasma membrane
Molecular function (GO): dipeptide transmembrane transporter activity; allantoate transmembrane transporter activity
Source: RefSeq, a predicted model, not a curated record
AUGGAGAAGAUGGACCCUCCGCAGCCUGCAAAUACGCAUCCUUCCGAUUUGAAAGUGAUGACUAGCGACAGCAUCCUCAAUGAAGGAAAGGAUAUUGAUCUUGGCCAGAUCCUCGAAGUCGAAUCCUCGCCGCGUCUCGAGCAGAAAGUCCUAAGGAAGAUUGACUUCAUUCUGAUCCCCCUCAUGGGAUUUUGCUACAUGCUUCAAUACAUGGACAAACUCGCCCUGAGCGAAGCCGCCCUCUUCAACAUCCGUGAAGAUUUGGGCCUUUACGGAAUGCAAUACUCGUGGACUUCUGCUAUAUUUUACUUUGGAUAUCUAGUAUGGAGCUGGCCGACAUCGUACAUGAUUGUUCGGUUUCCACUGGGGAAAUAUCUGGCUGUCUCCGUUUUCGUGUGGGGAGGAGUUCUUAUGUGUCAUGCUGCGUGUAAUAAUUUUGGUGGAUUGAUGGCAGCAAGAUUUUUCCUCGGUGUCGGUGAGGCUGCUAUCGCUCCCGGGUUUGCUUUGAUUACUGGCAUGUUUUAUAAGAGAAAAGAACAACCGCUACGACAAGCUGCAUGGUUUAUUGGCAACUCCAUUGCUAAUGUCAUCGGGGGUGUCGUGGCCUACGGAAUCGGUCACAUUCACUCAACCAGCCUGCUCUCCUGGCAGCUGAUAUUUUUGAUCCUUGGUGCCAUUACCUCAGGAUAUGCAGUGGUUCUAUUCUUUUUUCUACCGGACUCACCUGCCAAUGCUGUUUUCUUGAAAAAGAACGAGCGCGCCAUUGCCUUACAGAGGACACUAGAAAACAAAACUGGAGUUUUGGACGCAGGCAAGUUUCAAACAAGACAAGUGUGGCUUGCCUUGAAAGAUCCGCAGGCAUGGCUUCUUGUGGCCUAUACAUUUUGCGUGAAUUUGUGCAACGGUGGAGUCACUACAUUCUCCACCAUUCUCGCCCAGGGAUUUGGCUACUCUACUUUCAAAGUCCUCCUCAUAUUAAUGCCAACCGGCGCUGCGCAGCUUAUUUUUCUUAUUUUCAGCUCUACAUUUGCCACUUACAUCCCGUCUUCCCGUAUUAUCAUGAUGGCGCUCAACUGUGUAGUUGCCAUGAUUGGAUAUUUACUCGUCUACAACCUGGAUGAAGAUGCUCACGUCGCCAAAAUGGCAGGACUAUGUUUGGGAUCCGUGUUUGCUGCUAAUAUACCCCUUUCACUGAGCUUGAUUAGCUCCAAUGUGGCUGGUUUGACAAAGAAGAGUGUCGUCAGCGCUAUGCUCUUUAUCGCAUACUGUGUUGGAAACAUCGUGGGGCCACAAUUUUAUUUUGCAUCUGAAGAGCCCACCUACGAGUCCGGGAUUCGGUCUGCUAUUGCUGGCCUGGUUCUGGGUAUCGCGUCUCUAGCUGUUUUAUACGCGUAUUAUGCUUGGGAAAAUCGACGUAGGGAUAGUCUGUCUGGAGCGUCUCAUGAAAUGGCUGCUGACCAGCAGUUGCAUUCCGAGAUGCUGAAUUUGACGGAUCAGGAAAAUGCAAGCUUCCGUUAUGUUUUGUAG